Arachis stenosperma is the source of this 914-nucleotide messenger RNA. RefSeq lists its product as uncharacterized. Gene Ontology annotation, cellular component: endoplasmic reticulum membrane. Bases 231 to 704 code for a protein of 157 amino acids. Gene Ontology annotation, biological process: intracellular sphingolipid homeostasis; ceramide metabolic process; negative regulation of ceramide biosynthetic process. Lineage: Eukaryota; Viridiplantae; Streptophyta; Magnoliopsida; Fabales; Fabaceae. The transcript has 3 exons. The record is from RefSeq and is a predicted model, not a curated record.
CAAAAUAAUUUUAGCAAAAUAAAAAGAACUUUCUUAUUAGUAACACAAAGGGAAAAACAAAAAGAAAAAAAAAAAGGUCUGAUUACGUUCUGGGUUUUUGUAUCAACAACAACCCUUCUUCUCCAAUCCCCCAAAUCACAAUCCUUCACACCCCAUAAUCAAAAUCCACCAAAGCUUGAAGCUUUCAGCAUCGAAAUCCAAAAGGGUAUCCUUAAAAUCGUGACUAUUUGAUGGCGAAUCUGUACGUGAAGGCGGUGCCACCACCGGAUCUGAACAGGAACACGGAGUGGUUCACGUACCCUGGCGUCUGGACAACGUACAUCUUAAUCCUGUUCUUCUCAUGGCUUCUUGUUCUCUCCGUCUUCGGUUGCUCCCCUGGCAUGGCUUGGACUACCGUCAAUCUCGCUCAUUUCGCUGUAACUUAUCACUUUUUUCACUGGAAGAAAGGAACUCCAUUCGCAGAUGAUCAGGGGAUCUACAAUAGGCUGACUUGGUGGGAGCAGAUAGACAACGGAAAGCAGCUCACUCGCAACAGGAAGUUUCUAACUGUUGUUCCUUUGGUGCUGUACUUGAUAGCCUCGCAUACAACCGAUUAUCAAAAUCCGAUGCUCUUCUUCAAUACAGUGGCAGUGAUGGUCCUAGUGAUCGCAAAGUUCCCCCAUAUGCACAAGGUCCGGUUAUUCGGAAUCAACGCUGAUAAAUGAAAAACAAUCUUUUGUAUCCAUGAAAACUUGGAUUUUCUGCUCAGAAGAGCCUUUCUUUGUCCUUCUCUUGUUAAAAAGGGUUUGCACUUUUGUAUAGGAGUCUUCUGAACUGGAAAAUAAUGUUCCAGUUUAUGUUUUGUUUGCCAACUUUGUCUUUUAAGCUACUAAUAAAUAUUAUAUAUAUAUAUAUAUAUUGAGUUUCUUCUUGUA